UUUACACGUUGCACUUUUCCUUGGCACAGAAAGUUAGAAACAAAACAAAGCCAAUAAUAUUUAUGUGCAAUUCAUUUGCUAUGUUUAAGAGCAAAUUUUUGUUCCGCUGGAUUCGAAACUACCUACAAAAAACAAACAACAACGCUUUGGCGUCUCCCAACAACAACAGCUACACAGUAGGCAGUGUACGAAAUAAACAUUUUUCUGCGCCACAAGGCUUGGAGCGCAGUUGGCGUGGACUAAAUCCUGAAAAAGAAUCAAUACCAAAAGCAGCAAUUAAAUAUCGAGGCAUGGCCAACGAAACGAAAGCAGAACCACCAAAGCAUACAAACAGAUUGGCAGCAUCCAAGUCUCCGUAUUUGUUGCAACAUGCACACAAUCCAGUGGACUGGUAUCCAUGGGACGAGGAAGCAUUCGAGCGGGCUCGUAACGAGAACAAAUUGAUAUUUCUCUCAGUGGGAUACUCCACAUGCCAUUGGUGUCAUGUCAUGGAGCACGAGUCGUUCGAGAACGGAGACAUUGCAGCUAUAAUGAACAAACACUUUGUCAAUAUCAAGGUGGAUCGAGAGGAGCGGCCAGACGUCGAUAAAGUUUACAUGCAGUUCCUACUCAUGUCUAAAGGCAGUGGUGGCUGGCCCAUGAGUGUUUGGCUCACACCAGAGUUGGUGCCUCUGGCGGCUGGUACCUACUUUCCGCCCACGGCACGUUAUGGCAUGCCCUCGUUUUCCAUGGUGUUGCAGUCCAUCGCAAGGAAGUGGCAAACAGAUCGUGAAUCGCUGAUGGAGGCGGGCUCGACACUGCUCUCAGCCAUGCAAUCGAAUCAAAAUGCAUCAGCUGAUGGCGAUUCAGAAUUCCAGCCGGGUAGUGCGGAUGCAAAGCUGGCAGAGGCCAUUACUGUACAUAAGCAACGUUUUGAUGAAGAGAACGGUGGCUUUGGAGUUCAUCCGAAAUUUCCGGAGGUGCCACGCUUGAACUCUCUUUUCCAUGCGUACCUUGUGACCAAGGAUGUUGACGUGCUGGACAUGGUCCUACAAACGUUGGAUCACAUCGGACGUGGAGGAAUAAACGAUCAUGUGUUUGGUGGCUUCGCCCGCUAUGCUGUGGACAGAAACUGGCAUGUGCCGCAUUUCGAAAAAAUGCUGUAUGAUCAGGGCCAGCUGAUGGCAGCAUAUGCCAACGCCUAUAAACUGACUCGAAGUGAUCAGUUUCUGGGAUAUGCAGACAAGAUCUAUCAAUAUAUGAUAAAGGAUCUGCGACAUCCGGCGGGUGGUUUCUAUGCCGGCGAAGAUGCCGACUCGCUACCCACACAUGAGGAUUCAGUGAAAGUGGAAGGAGCUUUUUAUGCCUGGUGCUGGGAAGAGGUCGAGAACGCUUUUAAAGAGCAAUCAGGGCGAUUUUUAAAUAUUGCAGCGGAUCGGGCUUUCGAAAUCUACGCAUUCCACUACGCAAUGAAACCAAAGGGAAAUGUACCGCCCUCCAGCGACCCGCAUGGCCAUUUGAUGAACAAAAAUGUUCUUAUUGUGCGUGGCUCCGAAGAGGAUUCCUGUGCCAAUUUUGACUUGGAGCUUUCCCAGCUGCAGCUUGUAUUGAAAGCAGGCAAUGAAAUACUCUAUGAGUUGCGGCAGAAACGUCCGCGUCCACAUUUGGACACCAAAAUCAUAUGCGCCUGGAAUGGACUGGCGCUGUCGGGUCUAGCUAAAUUGUCAAAUUGUGGCACUGCAAAGCGUGCAGAGUACAUGGAGACAGCCAAGGCUUUAGUAGAAUUUAUUCGGAAGCAUCAUUAUGAUGCAGACCGCCGGGUGCUUCUUCGCUCCUGCUAUGGUACGGGCACUGACAAUACGGAAUUAGAACAGAAUGACACACGCAUCGAUGGAUUUCUCGAUGAUUAUGCCUUUCUGAUCAAAGGCCUAUUGGACUACUACAAAGCUUCGUUAGACGGCAGUGUUUUGCGUUGGGCCAAGGAGCUGCAGGAUAUACAGAAUAAGCUGUUUUGGGAUGAACUACAUGGCGCCUAUUUCUUCUCCCAGGAGGGUACGCACAAUGUUAUUGUGCGUCUUAAAGAAGACCAUGACGGUGCCGAACCCUGUGGCAAUAGCGUAGCUGCACGCAAUCUCGUAUUGCUGGCGCAUUAUUACGACCAUGACGAUUAUCUGGAGAGGGCCACAAAGUUGCUCAACUUUUUUGCGGAUGUUUCGCCCUUUGGACACGCACUUCCGGAGAUGUUGUCGGCGUUACUGUUGCGAGAACACGGACUCGAUUUAGUGGCGGUGGUUGGGCCGGAUUCUUCGGAUACCGAACGUUUUGUGGAAAUAGUUCGAAAAUUUUAUAUACCUGGCAUGAUUAUUCUGCACGUUGAUCCGCAGCAUCCCGACGAUGCUUGCAACCAGCGUGUGCAGCAAAAAUUUAAGAUGGUUAAUGGCAAGACAACAGUAUAUAUUUGCCAUGAUCGAGUAUGUCGAAUGCCGGUAACAGAUCCGGAGCAACUAGAGGAGAAUCUAAUGGCGAACUUUUUCAAAGAGCGCCUAUAAAUCAAGAAAUUACUCGAACUUAUUACUAAUUGUCAUAGUUAUUUAAUGUUAUUAUUCGUGUUGUUGAUAAAUUUUGACUUCUAAAGUGAAA
Molecule: messenger RNA, 2619 nt
Organism: Scaptodrosophila lebanonensis
Lineage: Eukaryota; Metazoa; Arthropoda; Insecta; Diptera; Drosophilidae
Exons: 6
Coding region: 63-2528 (821 amino acids)
Biological process (GO): carbohydrate metabolic process
Source: RefSeq, a predicted model, not a curated record